AUGUUUGAGCUUGGUUUUUGGCCAUCCGUAGUUGCAAUUUCCUUCUCCCUGCGACUCUCUUCUUUCUACCUCCUGGUCUCCCCGCUGCUGGCGCUCAAGGCAUCACUGGGAGUGACGUUCACCUCGUGGGCAGCAAGUGUGCCGUGCCAAGUGGUUGGCAAGCAGGCUGCUGCACAGACCACGUGGUCCGGUGUGCUCUGUGGCUAUACCGGGGACGUGCUCUACAUCUCGGUGGCACGUCAGAGUCUAAAGGGGUCUAUUCCUACGGACAUCUCCAAGCUCACCGCGCUCACUUACCUCUUCUUCAACAACAACUGGUUUGCGGGAACCAUUCCCUCCUUCAUCGCCUCCCUGCCACAGCUUACCACCCUAGGCCUCUUCUCCAACUACCUCACGGGCACCAUGCCCACCCUCUCGACCUCCCUGAUCGCUCUGGACGUGGGCUUUAACUUCCUCUCGGGCUCCUUCCCCAAUCUCUCCCUCGCGGUCUGUGCGGCCGACCAGAACUGCUUCCUCGGCUCCUCCUACUGCCACACCUACAGCUCGCUGCAGCGCCCCGCCACUGCCUGCGCCAUCUGCGGCACAACCAACGGGCAGGGAACGCUGUGCUCUGGUGCACUUUGCUCCGCCAACAGCUCUGUGCCAGUCAGCCAGGGAAUCGUCAACGUCCCCUCGCUGCCGCCGGUGUCCCUGACUUGCCGGGGGUAUGCUCCUCUAGUCCUCAUGAACGCUGCCUCAGGUGGACCUUCUCUCUCAACGCCAUCACCCAUGCCCCUCCUACUCUCGUACUGCACUCUCACUUAUUUCCUACUCACCCGCGCAUUCGUCUUCCUCUCCCACAUUCCCUCUUUCAACCCCUCCAAAUCGUGA
Molecule: messenger RNA, 870 nt
Organism: Closterium sp. Naga37s-1
Lineage: Eukaryota; Viridiplantae; Streptophyta; Zygnematophyceae; Desmidiales; Closteriaceae
Source: the annotation of a GenBank genome assembly